CGGAAAACAAGUUCGUGAUAAUGGCUGAUUAGUAACUGUCAACAAUCAAGACAUUGCUGAAACGGAUAACCCCGUGGCUCUCCACCGUCUGUUAUUGUCGGGUUGACUCCCUGUGGCCAAACUAGGAUCCAGUGUUAUGGAUGAACCAUGAAGGCCCAAUUACAAGUCACAGUGCUUUCAGCCAAGCUGAAGGAAAACAAAAAGAACUGGUUUGGUCCUAGUCCAUAUGUUGAGGUAGCUGUGGAUGGCCAGUCAAAGAGAACUGAAAAAUGCAGCAACACACACAGUCCCAAAUGGAAGCAGCCUCUCACUGUAAUUGUGACUCCAGUCAGCAAGCUGAUCUUUCGAGUUUGGAGUCACCAGACGCUGAAGGCAGACAUCCUGUUAGGGAUAGCCACUCUGGAGAUUAGUAAGACCCUUAAGGAUAAUGACCUAAAAUUGUGUGAGGUAGUGCAGACACUGCAGCUGUGCUCUGAGAGAGACCCCCGGGAUGUUGUGGGUGAUCUGUCAGUCUGUCUGGAUGGCAUGCAGGUAGACUCAGAAGCCUUUGCUCUGGCAGAGAGUGAACAAGCUGUUCUUCCUAAUGGAAAUGCAAGACAAAGAGGCGACACAUGCAACAGAUCGAGUAGGGACACAUCUCCGUCCAGUGACUCAGAUGAUUGGGUCAUUGUGCCCAAUGGUCAUACAGUCAAUGGUACAGGUUCUCCCUCACCGUCUCCUGGAGACUCCACCUCCUCACGCCCUCCUAGACCUGCCAGACCUCCUCCUCCAAUGCCACACAGACCUGCAGCCUCACCAACCUCUUCCAGUAGUUCUUCCCCUAGUGAGCUGAGUGAAGCCCCAGCCUCUGAUGGCUCCUCUCAGGCAUCAGCAAGUGGUUGUUCAGAUCCGCCAGAUGAGUCAAGUGCAGGUACAGCGACAGCAGUUUCUUCACAGACGACAAACGGCCCUAAACCAGGCACUGCUACCUCAGCAACUCCAGCAACAACAACUCCCAGAAUCACUCCCAUUAACAAUGGACCCUUGCCACCAGGGUGGGAACAAAGAGUGGACCAAAAUGGACGAGUGUAUUAUGUGGACCACAUUGAGAAAAGGACAACCUGGGACAGGCCUGAGCCUCUGCCUGCAGGGUGGGAGCGAAGGGUGGACCCAAUGGGUAGAGUGUAUUAUGUUGACCACAUAACGCGGACUACAACAUGGCAACGGCCUACACAGGAGUCGGUGCGUAAUUAUGAGGAAUGGCAGAACCAGCGCAGCCAGCUCCAGGGAGCAAUGCAGCAGUUUAACCAGAGGUUCAUUUAUGGGCUCCAAGACCAGUUUGCAGCAACUGCCACUAAAGAGUUUGACCCGCUGGGACCUCUGCCACAUGGUUGGGAGAAGAGAACAGACACCAAUGGCAGAGUAUAUUUUGUUCAUCAUCCGACUCGAACAACACAGUGGGAAGACCCAAGGACCCAAGGGCUGCUGAAUGACAAACCCUUGCCAGAGGGUUGGGAAAUGAGGUUCACUGUGGAUGGUAUUCCUUAUUUCGUAGACCACAACAGGCGAACGACAACCUACAUAGACCCUCGCACAGGGAAAUCCUCACUUGAAAAUGGGCCACAGAUAACGUACGUCAGGGACUUCAAAGCCAAAGUGCAAUACUUCAGGUUCUGGUGUCAGCAACUAUCGAUGCCUCAACAUAUAAAGAUUACUGUCUCGCGAAAAACCUUGUUUGAGGAUUCGUUUCAGCAGAUCAUGAGUUUCCACCCUCAAGAUCUAAGGCGGAGACUGUGGAUCAUUUUCCCUGGAGAGGAGGGCUUGGACUAUGGAGGCGUAGCCAGGGAAUGGUUCUUCUUGCUUUCCCAUGAAGUACUUAAUCCCAUGUACUGUUUGUUUGAGUAUGCUGGCAAGGACAACUACUGUCUUCAGAUCAACCCUGCUUCUUACAUCAACCCUGACCAUCUAAAGUACUUCAAGUUUAUAGGACGCUUCAUUGCCAUGGCUUUGUUCCAUGGCAAAUUCAUCGACACAGGUUUCUCGCUGCCCUUCUACAAGCGUAUUCUGAACAAACCCUUGGCUCUUAAAGAUCUGGAGUCCAUAGAUCCAGAGUUUUAUAAUUCACUCAUUUGGAUCAAGGAUAAUAAUAUAGAGGAGUGUGGUCUGGAGAUGUUCUUCUCAGUUGACAAGGAGAUCCUGGGUGAGGUGACUACCCAUGAGCUGAAACCAGAUGGAGGUAACAUCCAAGUCACUGAGGAAAAUAAGGAGGAAUACAUCAGGUUGGUGGCAGAGUGGAGGCUGUCCAGAGGCGUGGAGGAACAGACUCAAGCAUUCUUUGAGGGAUUCAACGAAGUUCUUCCCCAGCAGUACCUUCAGUACUUUGAUGCUAAAGAAUUGGAGGUGAUGCUUUGUGGGAUGCAAGAGAUUGACCUGGUGGACUGGCAGAGACAUACUAUCUAUAGACAUUAUGCACGAAGCAGCAAGCAGAUUCUUUGGUUCUGGCAGUUUGUGAAGGAGAUGGACAACGAAAAAAGGAUGAGACUCCUACAGUUUGUUACAGGAACCUGUCGUCUUCCUGUUGGUGGCUUUGCUGACUUGAUGGGAAGCAAUGGACCACAGAAGUUUUGCAUCGAGAAAGUGGGCAAAGAAAACUGGCUUCCACGAAGCCACACAUGCUUUAAUCGCCUGGACCUCCCACCUUAUAAGAGCUAUGAGCAGCUGAAGGAGAAACUCAUGUUCGCCAUAGAGGAGACAGAAGGAUUUGGACAGGAGUGAUGGAACAAGAGCAGUGUCUGCUGGAAAGAAGAUGGCAGCAGUGGGCUUGGAUGAGCCGUAUCCAUUUAGGGGAAAACAGCACUCUUUUCAGCAGGUUCUCCCUGCAGCCCUGAGAGGUUAUAAUGUGGUAGAUAUUGUCUGUCUUAAUAGCAUAUUUAUUAACAUUUCAAAGCUAUCUUAGAUUUUUUUCUUACAAGGGCACUGUGAAUUCUUCACACCCAGGUUCACCUCUUACCUAAAUCUGUUCCACCCUAAUCCACCUGUGAUCUCACUUCGCUGCGCUCCGUAUGCUGUGAGGCAGUAGAGACAAAAAAGACGCUGCUCUCACUCUGUUAUGUCUGUACUUGCAGUGUUUUAAGCAUAGUGCAGUUUCUGUAUGACAACAUUGAUUCUGUACAGUCAUUUUGUAAGAGCCGCCCUGUCAGGUCUAUGCACCAAAAUUAUGUGUAAGGAGAAAACCACGUUUGUGUAUUUUGACAAAAGAUGUGACGGUUAAAACUAAAAGCAACAUUAGACUUCUUUUGUGAUUUUGGGUCAUUGAGACUUUUAUCUUUCUGUUAUUGAAAGGAAUACCCCCCCCCCAAAAAAAACAAAACAAAACAAAAAAAAACACACUGUACUGACUUCUGUAGCACACAUGCAGUUUUAUUUUUUUAUUAUUAACUUUAAUGAAUGUGAUCACGUUAGUUGCAAUACUUUCUCUCACAUUGGCAGGUUUAUUACUUAACUUUGUAAUGAGUUAAAACUAGUUUGCACAUGAUUAUGUGAACGCUAAGAUUGUUGUGAUUGUUCUAAAGAGAGGCUAUUUUUAUGUGCAAUAGUUUUCUAGAAGACAUUUUUGCCAACGAUAGAAUCAAACAGUGAUUUGUUUGAUUAGUUUUUGUAAGACUUAAGAAAGAUUUAGUGUUUACCGUUGAUUUAAAUUCACUCAAAUAGAGAACAUUUGGAUGCUCUCAAGUGUAUUUGAGAGUGCUCUGGUUGAAAUUUGAUUUGACAAAGUUCCCUAAUCCUUCCCUUCACAGUCGCUGUAUAUAUCAGUAUAUUAGGUUAUAAAUGGUUACCUAAUUUUCAGUCAGGGAUGCAGUAACUUUGAAGGUUUUUCUGCAUGAUUAUAAGCUGUUACUAAUGAUGUGGGAGCAUAUGGAAAUAUUGUGUGAUACAGAGCGAUGAUUGGUUAAAUGAUGGCUCCUACUGACUAGUAGUAAGUUCUCUGUGAAUUGUCCAGACUGACAGUGAAGUUCUUACAGUGGCUCUGAGAGCUCGAAUCAGUGCAGCUUAAGAUCAAUUCAUUCCUUUAGUUUGCUUAUGUUGAGCUCCUGGAGCCACUGUGCAUACAAGAUGAGUUAUGAAUAAAUAGAAUCCACUUUUAAGCUACAAAUGCAGUUUCUUGGCCCUGUGAUGGACUGGUGACCUGUCCAAGGUGUACCCUGUCUACCAUUUGAUACUAGCUGAGAUAGGCUGGAGCCUUUCCCAGCAUUGGAAUAGGCGAGUAUAGGGGAUGGAUGGAUGGAUGGAUGGAUGGAUGGAUGGAUGGAUAAUGCAGUUCCAUGUAAAUGCACUUAGUAUUUAAAUUAGAUCAAUUCAAGUUUUUAGACUGAAAACAAAGGUUAACCUGUUAUUAUUUUUAUUAUUUAAAAGACAAAAAUAGUACAGCAGACCCCAUGAAGCUGCAGACUGAUAAUUGAAUAAGAAUAGGUAGUAAUUUAAAUUAAAAUUACAUCAAGGGACUCUAGUUUUAUAGGGUAUGAGAACUUCAGAUGUGUAUAUUUCUGGUCUUCUUCAACAAUUCUGCUAACUUUCAAUUUUUUAUUUUCAUUUUCAGUCGCAUAAAAAAAAAAAGUUCCCAAAGGAGUUUAAUGAACUACUGUUGAAAGCCUUUUAACUGGAGUCUUAAUGAGUCACAGGAGUACAUGCCGUGUUUUUUUGGUUUUUGUUUUAAAUUUGUCAACCAACAACACAGAUUCUAGUGCACUUUCUUAAUUGCAGCAAGAAGUCUCCUGUUCAAAUCUGAGCUGGGGUCUUUCUUUCUGGGCUCUCAGGAUUCUCUGGUUUCCUCCCACCAAAAGCAUGGGUUCAUUGGUGGUUCUAAACUGACCUUAGGAGUGAAUGUGCCUGUUUGUUGGUCUAGUUAGGCUCUCUUUGUUGACCCUGUGAUGGACUGGUGACCUAUCCAGGGUUUACCCCACCUCUCCCCUAAUGGCAGCUGGGAUAGGCUCCAGACCCUGAUUACUCUUUACUAGAUCAAGCAGGAAAUAAGAAUGAAUUGAUAAAAUAGCUGUAGAAUACAGAUGGGUUUCUGUAGUUUGAUUCGGUACUCAAUACUGGAGCUGUACAAAAAAAAGAAGACCACCAAAUGUGGAGAUCUUUUUGACGCUUUAUUCUUGACUUAAUAUUUCUCAUAAAAUGUUGGGUAGCCAAGACAUAAAUAGAAUCAGUUUGUCAGAUUACUUUUGGGGUGGCAAUGCUUGCGUAUACAGUGGCUCUAAAAGGUCAAUGGCUCUCUAAGUGGAUGUUGGUCAAAAGAAAAGAAAGAAAUGCAGAAAAUCAGCCUGCUUAUAAAAAAAAAUGUGUAAAUAUGAUUGAUGUAAAAUGCCAUCUCAUAUUACUUUUGAACAUACAGCAAUAUCAAAAAAAAAAAUACAGACUGUGUGUGCAAAAGCCUUUAAUCAGUUUUUUAGCAUCCGAUAAAUAACUAGAACAUUUCACUUCAAAUGUCACUGUUGAGUUUCAGUCUUUAUUUUUAUUUUUUGUUUUAUUCAGUAUAAGGCUCAAGAGGAUUUCUUUGUAUUUUGCAAUUAAUUUAAAAUGAUUACAGAGUUGGUGUCAAGCAAGCUGCUGACUUAAAUCUUGCUCUGGCAUGUUUUUCCACUUUCACUGGUUCUCUCUAUCUUUCUCUCUUUGAGAUGUAAAAUGUAAGAUUGUGACAAAAAAAAGUUUUAAUAAUCCUAAAAUAUGUUUUAUCAUUAACUGGAAUGGAGAAUUGGACUUUUAACAGCUUCACAUGUACCUUCUUAUGAAUGUCUUGUGUGUAUGCCCUGAGCAGGAA
Messenger RNA from Melanotaenia boesemani (Boeseman's rainbowfish), 5800 nucleotides. RefSeq names its product itchy E3 ubiquitin protein ligase a (gene itcha). Gene Ontology annotation, biological process: protein K48-linked ubiquitination; protein K29-linked ubiquitination; protein K63-linked ubiquitination. Lineage: Eukaryota; Metazoa; Chordata; Actinopteri; Atheriniformes; Melanotaeniidae. The record is from RefSeq and is a predicted model, not a curated record. The transcript is spliced from 24 exons. Gene Ontology annotation, molecular function: ubiquitin protein ligase activity; protein binding. Bases 148 to 2754 code for a protein of 868 amino acids.